AUGGACGACAACCAUUUCUUGAUCGAGUGGCUUGCAUACCAUUUUUAUGUCAUGCCCAUGCGACGACUGAUUAUCCUCGUGGAUCCUGGUUCCAUGACUACCCCCCAACCGAUAUUAGAUCGAUGGAAGGAUUGGAUUGAUGUGACCGUGUGGCACGAAGAAGACAUUUUUCCAAACGGGCCACCCACGCCCAAGAACCCCAAAAAGAACACCACAAAACUAGGCCAGCAUAGAGCACGACAAAGAACCUUCCUGAUGAAAUGCCUCCAACAAUUGCACAAGGAGAGACGAGGUUGGGUGUUUGUGACUGACACUGAUGAGUAUACCAUGGUCAACGACCUCCUGAGAGAUCCACAGAAAACUGCCUUUUUUCGACAAAAUGUCACUCUUCCCGAACAAUCGGAACCUGGAUCCAUCAUGAAAUUAUUGAAACAAGGUGAUGCCAAGCAUCUGGUCAAUGGCGAGUACAUCCACAACAUGCCUUGCAUUACCAUGGCACGCCGAACCUUUUCCACCAAAGAAAUGAAAAAUUCCAGCAAAACAUUUCUUGGCUACACCAAGGCCAACUUUCAAACCUUGCAUUGGAAGUACUACGACAAACUCUUUAAACCGGGCAAGGCACUGGUCAAUCUGAAAAAGAUUCGAUAUCGAGACAUCAACUCACAACCCAGCGUGCAUCGGCCCAUUUCCAAUAAAACAAUCUGCACAGGGAAACUGGCCAUUAUAGAGCAAGAUAGCAUCUUUGCCGUCAACCAUUAUCCUGGGAAUCUGCAUCAAAUGUUGUUUCGAAAAGACGACGCCAGAGGGGCCGAAAACAACACGGCGUAUCGAAUUCAACGCUUCAAUGAUCACAAGAAGAUUGGAAGAAUACAUGAUACGUAUAGAAUAGAAGAGUGGUUGAAGGGUUUCAUUGCAGCGUUUGGAGAGGAGAAAGCAAGGCAAUUGCUCGAACAUGUGGGCCUUCCAGAACAGGCCGCUGCUGCCGCUGCAUAUACAAGAAUAAGUAAACAAUAG
Messenger RNA from Seminavis robusta, 1014 nucleotides. Lineage: Eukaryota; Bacillariophyta; Bacillariophyceae; Naviculales; Naviculaceae. The record is from the annotation of a GenBank genome assembly.